Ruditapes philippinarum (Manila clam) is the source of this 2217-nucleotide messenger RNA. RefSeq lists its product as uncharacterized. The coding region runs from base 537 to 866 and encodes 109 amino acids. The record is from RefSeq and is a predicted model, not a curated record. The transcript is spliced from 3 exons. NCBI's taxonomy places the organism in Eukaryota, Metazoa, Mollusca, Bivalvia, Venerida, Veneridae.
CAGUGGAUAUUAAAAGAAAGCGAACACUCAAUCGAACCGAUUGCAUUAAAAAGAACAUGCGUAUAUUGUAAUGAUAUAUAGAUUUAUUGUUAUCAGCUAGCCUUGUUAAUGGAUUUAAUCACGUGCCACAUGUUAACAUUGUGAUAAAUUGAAUGACAAGUCGGCUUCUUUAAUGCUAAUAUACAGUGUUCACCAAUUUAUAAGAUUACAAAUACAAUGAAAGACUAUAUAAUCAAUCAGAGUUAUUGAUUAGGAUACACUAUUUUGUGCAACAUUAGACCACUUACUUGUGAAAUAUUUAACAUGAUCUACAUGUUAAGUCUAGAUUGUCAAUGACUACACCUAAUAGGGUUUAAUAUAUUACGUACAUAGUGAAUUAACCUGUACAAAAUAAUCUACCUGACUGCAACUGAUUGUAAUUGACAGUGCAAAAUCCUUGCUGAAGGUAACAAGAGAUUAAUAAAACUAAUGAUUUCAUACUGGUCAAUAUAAGAUUCAACGUUUGCGAUAAAUAAAUUAUUAAUCUUGCCGGAACAAUGACCGCAGUACAUUCAUCUGUUCAUCCGAAAACCUGCAAGCUGCCGUGGGGAACCAUUCUAAAACCAGAGUUUGGAUUAGGUUACCAAAAAAUGAAUGAGUAUGAAAUCGACCAGACUGUCAACAGAUUGAGUCAACUACCCGCACCUAAAACAAGACCUUACUCUCGGGUUGGUAAACAGAUGGAUCAGGAUGAAAUUAAUGAAAUGCUUGAAAGGCUUACAAAAGUGAAAAAGGAGAAAAUUCCCGACCAUGACAGAAGAAUGACGUCAUCGCCUUACAGACAAAUGGGCGUGGUUAAUUCAUACGCUUGGAAAGGAUUUAAUUGAUGCUAUUUAUAUCGGAAAUAAUAUAAAAAAAAAGAUUAAAAACUCUUCUGUUGAUAUGAGACAAAAAUACGUUACCGGGAGUUGAAGAUCUAGUUAUAUAUAAAGACGUUGUAUCUUUCUUUAUUUUAAUUUUUGGAUAUCGUUUUUAGUCACCAUAUUCUCUUUUGGUAAAAACACAUUUUAAAGUAAAAAAAAAAUAAGUAACAAGUUUAGAUUUUUAACUUUAAUACAUACAUCUUGAAAUCUUUCAAUAUUAUAAUUGUUUUAGUUUUUAUAAACUGUAUAGAUCACAGCCACCAUACGCAUUAUGUCUUCAUUAUUGGUGCAGAAUAUUACAGCUUCUAAAACGUUUCCAAGGUUACAUAGGUUAUCAUUAUACAGAAUACCGUUUGAACCGGUGCUAGGGGGCGUGAGAGAUGUAUACCAUUACCUCUUUUCAGAAGACUUAAUAAAAGCGAGUCUCCAAUUUUCAACUGCAUGCAUCUGUUUGUGUUUUCAUAUCUCACGCGGGAUCUUUCCCUUUUUCAUUUUUUUAUGGUUAAUCAUAAUCGCUUAGUGUUUUAUGUAAAUAUUGUAUACAUGUUUGGCACAAUUAUCCCAUUGGAUAAUAUUUUCGGUCACUGUUUAUACUUUUUUGUGAUUUUAUUUCAUUAUUUUUGUUGUUUCAAAUAAAUAUAUCAAGCAUGUCAAAUCAGCAGAUUUUACUAUACUUCAUAUGAAGUUUAUUGAUGUUCAUCACAAAAUGAUUAAGUCCUUAACUUAAAUCUUGAAAAAAAUGCCUUUUUAGGAAUUCUGCCAAAUAUAAUUCUAUACACAUUAUUUUUUAGAAACUUGUCGCUGCACUAUAUGAAAAUCUGUUGUGUAUACAGUAAACUUCACUUAAAGCGAACACGGUUAUAGCGAACAUUUGCCCUUCUUUAUUUAAUAUAAAAUAUACGGUUAUAGCGAACCCGGUUAUAAGGAAUUAUCGACUCAUCAUGCAUAUAUAUAUAUGAUUAAAUAUUUAAAAAAAAAUUGUUAAGGCAUUUAAGAACAGAACAGAACAUGAAUUUUACCAUUUCGCUCCUCAUCCAUUACACGAGUAUACAUUAUUGUGUCAAAGUCAAACAAUAAAAUAAAUUAUACAGUACAGACGUAGCACUGAAUUUAUUUGUUGGCAGUAGCUUUUAAUUGUUUGUACGUAGUUGUUAAGAUAGAACGACCAUUUUAAGAGUUAUUUCCAAUAUAGAUGUUUAGACCAUUUGUUUUUAUAACCAUUUUAUACAGAAAUAUAUGAUAUAAAAUAUUAAUGUUUGUUUAGACUUAUAAAUAUCUGACAUGUCAUUUUGUAUAAAUUCUCUCAAUACGAGAC